AUGGCGAACGCGGCGUCUGGAAUGGCUGUGCAUGAUGACUGCAAACUGAGGUUUCAAGAGCUAAAAUCGAAGAGGAGCUACCGGUUCAUUGUCUUCAAAAUAGAAGAGCAGCAAGUUGUCGUCGAUAAAUUAGGCGAGCCUACGGAAAGUUAUGAUGAUUUUAUGGCUAGUUUUCCUGAAGAUGAGUGCCGAUACGCUGUCUAUGAUUUUGAUUUCACAACCGAUGAGAACUGCCAGAAAAGCAAGAUCUUCUUUGUUGCAUGGUCACCAGAUACCUCAAGGGUGAGGAUGAAGAUGGUGUAUGCAAGCUCCAAGGAUAGAUUCAAAAGAGAAUUGGACGGCAUUCAAGUUGAACUGCAAGCAACUGAUCCAAGUGAGAUGAGCUUGGACAUUGUGAAAGCGAGAGCCCUCUAA
This is a messenger RNA of Lathyrus sativus (Indian pea), 414 nucleotides long. NCBI's taxonomy places the organism in Eukaryota, Viridiplantae, Streptophyta, Magnoliopsida, Fabales, Fabaceae. The record is from the annotation of a GenBank genome assembly.